This is a messenger RNA of Homo sapiens (human), 445 nucleotides long. RefSeq names its product saitohin (gene STH). Bases 31 to 417 code for a protein of 128 amino acids. The transcript has a single exon. NCBI's taxonomy places the organism in Eukaryota, Metazoa, Chordata, Mammalia, Primates, Hominidae. The record is from RefSeq and is marked validated. Gene Ontology annotation, cellular component: nucleus; cytoplasm.
GCAUGUGUCUGCUGCUCCCUAGUCUGGGCCAUGAGUGAGGGUGGAGGCCAAGUCUCAUGCAUUUUUGCAGCCCCCACAAGACUGUGCAGGUGGCCGGCCCUCAUUGAAUGCGGGGUUAAUUUAACUCAGCCUCUGUGUGAGUGGAUGAUUCAGGUUGCCAGAGACAGAACCCUCAGCUUAGCAUGGGAAGUAGCUUCCCUGUUGACCCUGAGUUCAUCUGAGGUUGGCUUGGAAGGUGUGGGCACCAUUUGGCCCAGUUCUUACAGCUCUGAAGAGAGCAGCAGGAAUGGGGCUGAGCAGGGAAGACAACUUUCCAUUGAAGGCCCCUUUCAGGGCCAGAACUGUCCCUCCCACCCUGCAGCUGCCCUGCCUCUGCCCAUGAGGGGUGAGAGUCAGGCGACCUCAUGCCAAGUGUAGAAAGGGGCAGAUGGGAGCCCCAGGUUAU